Molecule: messenger RNA, 867 nt
Organism: Rhinocladiella mackenziei CBS 650.93
Lineage: Eukaryota; Fungi; Ascomycota; Eurotiomycetes; Chaetothyriales; Herpotrichiellaceae
Exons: 1
Coding region: 1-867 (288 amino acids)
Molecular function (GO): oxidoreductase activity
Source: RefSeq, a predicted model, not a curated record
AUGGCCCCAAACAGCUUCUCUUUGUCCACUCGAAUUCACCUCGCGAACGGCCUCUCAAUACCUCAAAUACACUUGGGAGUGUACUUGAUGUCCGGUCGAGAGGCCACGUCCGCCGUCAAAUGGGCACUCCAAGCAGGCUACCGAGGAAUUGACAGCGCGCAGAUGUACCGGAACGAACAAGAAUGCGGUCAGGCUAUCCGAUCCUUCCUGAAUGACACAGCCAGCAACACAUCUGGAUUAACUCGGGAAGAUAUCUUCUUCACCUCCAAACUCGCCUCCAAUACGAGCUAUGAUGCAGCUCGCCGCUCUAUCAGACAAUCGGUAAAAACAAGUGGUCUGGGCUACAUCGAUUUGUUCCUGAUUCACAGUCCCUACGGAGGCAAGAGUGCUCGACUUUCUAGUUGGAGAGCUAUUGAGGACGCUAUCGCGGACGGAGAGGUCAAGAUAGGGGGAGUGAGUAAUUAUGGUGUCAAGCACUUGGAUGAACUUAUUGCGUCCCAACCACGGAUCAUGCCCGCAGUCAACCAAAUUGAAGUUCAUCCGUUUAAUACCAGGACAAACAUCACUGAAGCUUGUCAAAAAUAUGGUAUACUGGUGGAAGCAUAUGCGCCGCUGGCGAGGGCUCUUCGCAUGAAGCACCCUACUAUUGUAUCGCUGGCAAAUAAAUACAACUGCACACCGGCUCAGCUGAUGAUCAGAUGGAGCCUCCAACACGGAUACAUCCCACUGCCCAAGAGCGUAUCGCAAGAACGAAUCAAGGCAAAUGGUGACAUCGGUCAUUUUGAGAUUUCCCACGAGGACAUGCAGGAAAUGGACAGUCUCGACGAAUACUUGGUGACUGAUUGGGACCCAGUUGAUACAGAUUAG